Molecule: messenger RNA, 348 nt
Organism: Oikopleura dioica
Lineage: Eukaryota; Metazoa; Chordata; Appendicularia; Copelata; Oikopleuridae
Source: the annotation of a GenBank genome assembly
AUGGCACGUCGGAUCGGCUUAGAAAAACUAUCACUGAAACAAUGGAUGCAUCGGAACCGCAUUCUCCAGCUUUACCAGGGCCUUUUGCGGAGUAUUUACCGUAUCCCGGACGUGAAAGAGAGACAAUACUAUGUUGACUGGGCGAGCAAAGAAUUCAAAAGAUACAAAGAGAUGAACGACGAGACAGACAAUUACACAAUCAAUUUGAAAAUUCAAGAAGCGCAGGGCUGGCAAAGUCAGUUUGAAAAAUUGAAGAAACGAACUUCAGAAGGAUUCGAGCAGAAGAAGGGUGCUGAUAACGCCAUAACUUAUGAGAAAGGAUCGCUAAAUGACUAUAAAACGGACUAA